AUGCUAAAAAAGCUUGAGCCAAGCUUGAGCGUACCCGCUGGCCCCUCUGGAUGGUAUUGACUGUUCCAGUACGGGAUGCUUUUGUGAGGUUUCUUUUAACGUUGCAUUAGAAGCAUAUUUUCUAGUAUAACAUAUGUGAUCUGAAGAUGGCUAGUGACAUUGAAAUGCUGGUGAAUAAGAAUGGCAACGAAGGUUCCUCAAAAACCCACGCUACAACAAAGCCAGCGAAAGCGGAACCUGGUUCUUCGAAGCUGAUUCAUUACACCAAACACAGGCUCUUGGAGUUAUCAACUGUUCCACUGUCUUGCAAGAAACCGAAAUGUUUUACAGAAGAUCGGAAGGUCGCAAGCCUGUCCUGUCUGAGGGGCACCGCGAAGCCAACUGCACACGGUCGCCACAAGAAGGUGUCGGCGCCGGUCGGUCGCGAGACGGGCGGCACGGCGUCAGACGAGGCCGACACCACCGCCGCCGCCGCCGCCGCCGCCGCCACCACCGUGCCGGUCAGCCAGCACAAGAAGGCUCCGGCCGACCGGCGGCAGCGUCUGCAAGCAGAGGAGGACUGCCUGGUGCUGAGUCCUCAGCGGCGUAGCUUCACCACCGGCUGCCAGGCGCCACCCAGCGCCAAAUCGGACGACGCCGCCGACCGGGAGAUCCACCGCGAGCUGCCGACGCGCCGGGUCGGCUCUGGUCGGAUCGUGUCUCGCGACGAGGGGCGCUGUCGACCGGCGGCCGGCGGCCGCUGGGAGCGCCUCGACGUCCGGCUGGACAAGGCGGAACAGCGGCCGGAGCGGCUCGACGAGAGGCGCACUGACCGUGAGCGACGCGGCGGCUUCGGACGCGACUGGGAGCGGCCAGCCAGCAGCGGCUUCGGCCGGGAGCCGGGCCAGGGCGGCAGCGGCCGGCGGCGGCCGGAGCGGCCGGAGCGGCGCAGCCGGGCCGACGACCAGCCCGAGUGGUUCUCGGCCGGCCCCACCAGCCAGAACGACAUGGUCGAACUGCACGGCUUCGGGGACGAGGGUGGCGCCGACCCGCCGACGGCCGCCGAGCCGGAGCACGGGCCGGCCGAGUGCAGCGCUCCCACCGCCCAGCACAAGCAGGAGAAGGUUUCAUCCGGCCCAGGUGGAGGCGGGCCUUUCCUGGACGACCCGGCCAUCCAGUCGACCAUUCAGCACCACGGCGCCCCCGGCGCGCACCUCGACCUGGACGCCAUCCUGCGCUGCGACAUGGACGCACUGCCCGGGCCGUCGGCGGUGGGCGGAGCGGCCGCCAGUGUCGGCUUCAGUCGCUGGUUCCGGCGCCAGUCGCCUCCGGCAGCCGCCGCCGCCGCUCCCGACCAACAACCGCGCUCCAGCCUGCACCACCAGCUGGUCGGCAAUAUUAUCAACGGUUUGGAGCUGUCACUGAAGCUCCCUUCGAGCGAGCCGGAGGCGUACUUUGCGCCUAUUUCGCCGGCGCAGAGCAGCAGCCAGCUGAAGGAUGACCUGCCGCACCAGCAGACGGCCGACGCCGCCCAACUGGCCGCCAAACUCGCGGCUCUCGGCGGCAGCGGACAACGGACAGCGGACAGCAGCGGCAGCGGACACGCACUGGUCGGAGCCGGGCAGCCGCCGCCCACUCAGCACAGCCAGGACGCCUUCCGACGGCUGGUAUCUCAGCUGCGCGCCUCCGAGGCGCCUCUGGCCGGAGAGCCCGCUCCGCUGCCCCAGCCGGCCGCCAGUCAGGUGCUGGCCGAGCCGGGCGCGCCGCCGGCGCCGGCCUCCGUGGUGCCGCCCGAUCAUGCCGUCACACAGGACAAUCUGGUGAAGCUGCUGCACAUGCAGCAGCAGCACCAGCAGCAGCACCAGCUUGAGCAGCAGCAGCAGCAGCAGCAGAUGGCGGCGGCGCAGAACCUGGAGCAGCUGCUGACGAUGCGUCGCCCUCCCAGCCCGGCUGCGGCGCCCAUCGAGCAGCUGAUGGCCAUACCGGAGGCGCGCAGCAUCCUCAUCGGUCUGCAGACGGGCCGGCUGAGUCGGCACAGCCUGGUGCAGCAGCUGCACAGCCAGGUACUUCAGCCGCGUCUGCGGGACAUCAUCGUGGCCGUGCUGCGGCUGCCGCAGCAGCGCGUCUCGCCGCUGCCGGAGCCGCCACACGCCGUGGGACAGCAGCACCUGAGCAGUGCGCCGGCGCCCCAUCGAGUGCCAUCGCCACAAGAAAUGCGCCUGCACACCCAGCACAUUCUGCAGCAGGCGCUCAUCAAGCGCAAGCUCGAAGAACAAAAGGAAAACUUCCGCAAACGCCAGGAGAACAGGGACAAGUGUGCGCCGCUGGACGGCGACCGCCGGCGGCAGGCCAGCUCCACUGCGGCCUCGCUGGCCUUCACGCCGACGGCCGUCAUCCGCAACAUGAAGGCUGAGGCGCGCAGCUCGCCCGAGCACCGACCCAAAGGCCGGCCUCUGGUGAAGACCAAUCGAGACGGCCCGCCACCGGCCGCCGCCGUCUCGGCCGGCAACAUCCAGUCGGUGGCCGCCAAACUGCUCGAGACGCAGGCGCAAAUGCAGCAGCCGCCGUGGCUGCAGCGCGGCCGCGGGGCGGCGGCCCAGCCGGCGGCUGCCAGCGCGCUGUCGCGCUGGUUCAGCCCCGAGCUGCUGGCCAGCGCCCACCUGUCGGCGCCGCCGUCCAUGCAGCAGCGCGUGCUCAGUGUCGAGGAGCUGGAGCGCCACCAGGCCAUCAACUAGCCGGCCGGCCCGGCCAGCGUACGGCCGGCCGGCCGGCCGCCGGACUGACCUACCGGCGCCUGUCCGACCAAUGUGAUAUUCGGGUGUGCAAAGCGAUUUCUGUCUCGGAGUCCCUUGUUGGACGUUGAUAGGAGCGGCGGUGCCGUUCGUCCUGGUGUCACACACUGCUGACCGCGUGUCUAUUUUUUGGUGGUCGGGAAAACCCGUUUAUUUAUUGUCGUUGGUGUGCGAGCGUGGCAAGCAGCGCGACCAGACGGCCAGACAGUGUGGCCAGACGGUCAGAUAAACAGUGCGGCCAUGCAGCCAGACAAACAGUGUGGCCAGACGGUCAGACAAUGUGGCCAGACGGUCAGACAAACAGUGCGGCCAGACGGUCAGGCAGUGUGGCCAGGCGGCCAGACAAACAGUGUGGCCUGGUCGUCAGACAAACAGUGCGGCCAGACGGUCAGACAAUGUGGUGUGAGUAGGUGGACCAUGCGUGGCCGGCACAUCGAACACGACUGACUGAGAACGCCGGAGCCGGGCACGCGGCCGCUCCCAGCUGCGUGUGUGGGUGUGCGUGUGUGUGUGCGUGCGCGUGGUGCGCGUGCGCGUGUGUGUAGGGGUGUGUGCGUGCGUGUGUGCGGGUGUGUUUGAGAGAUAGAGAGGAGGACAUUUGUUCAGCCGUCGUCUCACGGCCUGGUAGGUUUUUGACAUAACCGAUAAUAGCUGAAAUGCUUGUUAUCAGUCACUCAUACAUCCAAACACGAAGUCGCGCGAGGCUUCAUAUUAUCGAUUACCACCAAUAGUUACUGAACUUCCCAGCCAGGGUGGCAACAAUAGGCAAGAAGUUGAAAUUCAAUGCAAAUAUUUUGGACACCGCUGCCACACUGGGCAGCGGAGGUGACUGGUGGUCUCACUGUGAGAUGGCGCGCCAGGGCGCUCUGGUUCUGAGUCAGAAUGCCUACCAGGCAGUGAGGCGAGCGCCGAGUGGGGAGCAGAGGCCGGGCGGCCCAGUCCGGCCGGCCACACCGACGGCUGGCCAGCCACACCGGACUGGCCGACCGGCCGGACGGCGGCCCAGUCCGGCCGGCCACACCGGACUGGCCGACCGGCCGGACGGCGGCCCAGUCCGGCCAGCCACACCGGACUGGCCGACCGGCCGGACGGCGGCCCAGUCCGGCCGGCCACACCGGACCGGCCAGCCAGCCGGUUUUGGCGUCAGCGACCAAGUGUAUGAUUAAUUGAGUUUUUUUUUUUUUCUUUUUCGCGGUCUGAUUAUAAAUAAACUUUAUUGCUAAUUUGGUGUUCCCA
This is a messenger RNA of Amphibalanus amphitrite, 4007 nucleotides long. RefSeq names its product eukaryotic translation initiation factor 4E transporter-like. Gene Ontology annotation, biological process: negative regulation of translation. Gene Ontology annotation, molecular function: mRNA binding. The transcript has 14 exons. The record is from RefSeq and is a predicted model, not a curated record. Gene Ontology annotation, cellular component: cytoplasm; nucleus. Lineage: Eukaryota; Metazoa; Arthropoda; Thecostraca; Balanomorpha; Balanidae. The coding region runs from base 147 to 2714 and encodes 855 amino acids.